UGGGCUCGUCGGACUCCUCGCUUUCUUGGCUGGCUGACCCGGACAUUCACCUUCUCUCCCCUCGGGAAGAGUGGCACCCCGACUUUGAGAACCCCGGCAGAACACGUCUGGAGAAAAUGACCCAUUGGUUUCAUAGGAACCCACUAAAAGCUACAGCUCCUAUCUCUUUUAACUACUAUGGUAUGGUCACUGGCCCUUCUGCUUCAAAAAUUUGCAAUGAGUUGAGAUCAUCCAGGAUGCGCCUCCUUGAACUCUUCACUGAUUUGAGCUGUAAUCCAGAAAUGAUGAAGAAUGCAGCAGAUUUGUACUUUUCACUUUUACAAGGUUUCAUAAAUUCACCUGAUGAAUCUACCCAGGAAAGCAAACUAAGAUAUAUUCAAAAUUUCAAGUGGACUGAUACAUUGCAAGGACAGAUUCCAAGUGUCCAGCAGGAUGCUGUUUUUGAAUUGAUUUCCAUGGGAUUUAAUGUAGCCUUAUGGUAUACCAAAUACGCUUCAAGAUUGGCUGGAAAAGAAAACAUAACAGAAGAUGAAGCCAAAGAAGUCCAUCGAAGCCUGAAAAUUGCAGCUGGGAUUUUUAAACAUUUAAAGGAAAGUCAUAUACCAAAACUGAUCACACCUGUAGAAAAGGGAAGGGAUUUAGAGACCCGACUCAUAGAAGCUUACAUUAUCCAGUGCCAAGCUGAAGCUCAAGAAGUAACAAUUGCCCGAGCAAUUGAACUCAAGCACGCUCCUGGAUUGAUUGCUGCACUGGCAUAUGAAACAGCCAGUUUCUAUCAAAAAGCUGAUCAUACUUUAUCCAGUUUGGAGCCUGCAUAUUCUGCUAAAUGGAGAAAAUAUCUUCACUUGAAAAUGUGUUUCUACACAGCUUAUGCUUACUGUUAUCAUGGGCAGACUUUGCUGGCUAGUGAUAAGUGUGGUGAAGCAAUCAGGUCCCUCCAAGAAGCAGAAAAAUUAUAUACCAAGGCAGAAGCACUGUGCAAGGAUUAUGGAGAAACCAAAGGACCUGGACCAACAGUCAGACCUUCUGGACACUUGUUCUUCAGGAAGCUUGGGAACCAAGUGAAGAACACCCUAGAAAAGUGUCAGAGAGAAAAUGGAUUCAUUUACUUUCAGAAAAUUCCAACAGACGCUCCACAGCUGGAACUCAAAGCAAAUUAUGGGCUGGUAGAGCCUGUACCUUUCGAAUUUCCUCCUACGAGUCCUCACUGGACACCAGAAACGAUGGCAGCAUUUGAUCUUACCAAGAGACCCAAGGAUGACAGUGCCAAACCUAAGCCAGAAGAAGAAGUGAAGCCAGUGAAAGAACCAGACAUCAAACCUCAGAAGGAUACUGGGUGCUAUAUCUCCUAAAUGCAGCGUACACUAGAAUUUCUGCUUGCAGAUAAGAUAUACCACAGAACUUCAGUUUCUAUUUCUUGAAAUGAUACGUCUGACAACUAUAGAAUAAUUAUUAAAUUCAGAAGGAAUUAGCUUUCAGAUUAUUCUUGGUUUUUUUAAUGUAGAAAUGUACCAUGCUUUGUCUCUGGACAUUGCUUUUUAAUAAGGAUGAUAUGAAAGGUGGAAUUGUGCUUCUCAAGAGUAAAUGUGAGGGUUGUGUAAUUUCUGAACUCUGGUGGUUUCUGGCUUCUCAAAAACAUUUAUUUUCCUUUAUACUUGAUACCAGAAGAACUGUUUUCUUUUGAAUAGAAACAGUUGUUUCAUCCUCUCUAAUAAUUGUAGCACAGACUUGUUACAUUCUGUAAUUUAUUUUCUCUGGUAGGAACAAAAAUCACACUUCCCUGAAGCAUAGCCUAAAUGAUAAGCACUUAGAGACCCUGAGUUCAAAACCUAGUACCACAAUAAUAAUUUUAAAACUCUUCACACCGGAUUCCUUACACAUACCAGAAUCUGUCAUUUAUAUUCUAGUAGUCCUGUACUUCAUUCAGUCUCAAUGACCCUACAGUGAUUUUUACAAAUAUCUUUUCUAAUGGGUUUUUUACUUAGAGGGUAGAACUUUGUAACUGUGAUUAGUGUUCCUAUGUUAGAGCAGAUAGGAAGAGUGGAAUUUUUUUUUUUUUUUUUUUUUUGAGGAAAAGAAAACAAAUAUUGCAGGCUAUAAAGAGAAAAACUUGAAACUUGAAUGAGAUAGGCUGUCCUGAAUUAUACUGAUAACUGCUUCUUUGUUAAAGAAGGGUUAGUAAAAGUUGUAAAAAUAUAAGUUGUAGUAUUUGAAACAGUUUGGUACAUACAAAAACAUGGAAAAUAGUGGAUGCAUACUCUUAACAAAAGUCUCAUGUCUGUAGGUUUAUCUUGUAUUGAUAGUCUCCUAGGUCUUGAAUAAUUUUCCUAUUUGUAAAUGUCAAAUUGGUUCACUUAAUAGGAAUAGUACUAGUCUGGCUGAGGGUUUCCUAUGUACCAAGCAAUGUACUAAGCACGUACAUAGAUAAAUCAUGAGAAAUUCAUAAAAUCUACAUAAAGUGUUGAAAUAGGAAUAAAUAAAUCAUUAUGAAUCAUUAAUAGAUUAUACCUAUCUUUAUCAAGAUUGUGUUCAAAUAAGUGAUUAUACUAUACUUUUCACUCCUUCGAAAAAGCUAUGUAGAAUCAGGUUUUUAACUAUAUAGAAUUGCUAGUUACUGCUUUUGGUAUAAGAUUCAAUAUUUGAAGCUGUAGUUGGGCAUAAUAACUGAACAGACUUUUUUUAAAUUUGCGGUCUAUAGAAUAUUUUAUUAAAUUUCACUGUUUCAUGUGUUCCUUACUACAAAUUCCUGUGUAUUUGCCACCUAGUAACAAAACUUUGACAGUAAUUGAUGUUAGCUCACUCUGUACUCUCUGCCUCUGUUUAUCUUAGGUGCUGGUUACUAAGUUUGCACAUCAAGGCUUGUAUAAAAUGAAGACAUAAUUAUGCUCACUACUUCUAUGAAAUGCAGUAAAUAGUACUGAUAUUUAAGUCCAUAAUUGUCAACAUUGGCAUGAUCAGAUAAUUAAUACCCUCUUGGCUCACCAAGUUAACACUUUAUGACAAAUAUAUCCCACUGUAUGUAAUGCCUUUUGAAGUGGUAUUGGCACUUUUGGGAAGUUGCCAAAGGGAAAGGAAUUGCAUGGAGGCUAAAAUGAGUUGUUGGUAUUAACUACAGCCUAUCUUUCAUACCAGGCCAUGAUAGCUAAUGUUCUACUUCUGCUGAGUGUGGUUUGUAUAAUGAGUUACCUUUUUAUUUAUGAAAAUAAAUACAAUUUUAUGUACA
Dipodomys spectabilis (banner-tailed kangaroo rat) is the source of this 3223-nucleotide messenger RNA. RefSeq names its product BRO1 domain and CAAX motif containing (gene Brox). The transcript is spliced from 13 exons. The record is from RefSeq and is a predicted model, not a curated record. Bases 117 to 1352 code for a protein of 411 amino acids. NCBI's taxonomy places the organism in Eukaryota, Metazoa, Chordata, Mammalia, Rodentia, Heteromyidae.